AUGCGUUGUGGUGCCACUUUCGCGGUCGUGGGGCUUGCCGCAGGUCCCGUAUCGGCCUGGUUGUUCAGCAGUAACCCAACGUCCAAGCCCCUCACGGCCCGACAUUCAUAUUUCCGGCCGAGCGACGAAGCGACAGGCAUAUGCCAAGAGUCCUCGUGGUCAUACGGGACGAGGAAGAGGGCUCAGGUCAGCGACUGCGUUGCCCUCGCGGACGACUUGACCGCUCGCAACGGGACAUAUUACGUCGGCAACUUUGACACGAGGGACUAUCACGUACCCGUGGCGAGCCACGGCUCUUGCACGCUGGGCUUCAGCUAUCUCGAGCAGGAAAACGGGACGGAGGGGUUUUGGGCUGUGGGCGACAAGGAUGUGGCUGGAAUCGUGAAGGAGGCCGUUCAGCGGCUUGGGCGAAACGAGAUGAUUGCCGGAGUCGGCACGACGCUAUGCCAGUACGACAAGAGUCGGAUGAGGUAUAUGGUUUGGCGGAUUUGGGACGCAAGUGAGGGCUAG
This is a messenger RNA of Purpureocillium lilacinum, 510 nucleotides long. Lineage: Eukaryota; Fungi; Ascomycota; Sordariomycetes; Hypocreales; Ophiocordycipitaceae. The record is from RefSeq and is a predicted model, not a curated record.